Molecule: messenger RNA, 723 nt
Organism: Psilocybe cubensis
Lineage: Eukaryota; Fungi; Basidiomycota; Agaricomycetes; Agaricales; Agrocybaceae
Exons: 1
Coding region: 1-723 (240 amino acids)
Molecular function (GO): arylformamidase activity
Source: RefSeq, a predicted model, not a curated record
AUGACACAGUACAUCGAUCUCAGUCAUUCUUUGACAUCUACAACACAGAUUUACCCAUCUGACCCAGAAUUUCAGACUUUACCACAUGCUACUCAUUCAAAGGACGGAUAUGCUGUCCAAAAGCUGUCCCUCGGAACGCAUACAGGCACCCACAUCGACGCGCCAUACCACUUUCUCGCUGAGGGGGAGACAAUCGACAAGAUACCCCUAGACCGUUUUGUUGGCGAGGCCAUUGUCGUUGAUCUUUCAGGUGAAGAAUCUUCUCAUGGCAAGCCUCAACUGCAUGAGAGACAGAGGAUCACUUGGGAAAGUUUCGAGACCCACACUCACCUCAUGCAUCCUGGAGGCAUUGUCCUCAUAAACACAGGGUGGUCUAAAGCACAUUAUCAAACUUCUCGGUACUACGACCACCCUUAUUUUGCCCCCGAUGUAGCAACACAACUACUCGCUCGUGGAGUUCGUGUGGUCGGUGUGGAUACUCUAAACCCAGACGAAACACCCCAAUCGUCAUCUAACUCCGAAUGCCCUGAUGGCUUCGGGUUUCACGAGAUUUUUCUGGGGGCUGGAGGAUUGAUUGCAGAGAAUAUCACAAAUCUGGAGGAGCUCAUUGCAGCACAGAAAACUUCGUCAGAUGACAAAUGGAUCGUAAACCUAGUGCCGUUGAACUUGACUGGUGCAGAUGGAUCGCCAGUCCGUGCCUUUGCAUAUAACCAAUUCAAAUAA